GAAUCUCUUGAGAUGCGAGACGGGGAGCGCCCGGAAAGGUGGACGAGAUGAGUUUGUGAGAGGAGGAGGAGGAGGAGGAGGCAGAGGAGCAGCUCGAACCGGGCACUCGUGAAUGUUCGAUCCUGUCCGCGACAGGGGGGCGGUUCUGGAGGACACGAAGGAGUGUAGCUUGGGUUUGAUGUGAAUGUAGAGAGGAGGAGAUUCGACAGUGGGCCGCGGGCGGUUUCUCAACUCGCUACCGGGAGUGGAGCAAGAUGGGAGUGUGCUUGUCGAAAGCAGGUCAUGGCCACUCCAACUGCGAGGAGGAUGGCUUCUGCACGCCUGAAGCUGCGAGCGAGCAGUACGAGAGCCCAAAUCCCAGCGGACGCUACAGCUACGGGCUCGACACGCCGAGAAUUUCCGCAGAUGUGGGGGAUCUGGGGGCUCUAGGGUCGCUCUUUUACAAGAGAGGCAGCAGGUCGCGGGACACGCCGCAUUUGAACUACGUUAGCCCGCUAGAGAUGUUUUUGGGAGGGGUGAGCGGACGGAACAGAGUUCAUCACGUGAAUCAAAUGUGCACUGGCGACUUCUCAUUCGCAUCCUAUCUCUCAUCUCCUUUGCUCAAGGGCUUCGACGUGCAUGCCAUGGAAGCCGUCGCCAAAUCCUAUGCGGAGUCUGCCGCCAAGGCAGCAGCACGCGAUGCAUUCGUGUUUUUAGAGGAGAACGAUGUGUGCUUGAGCUUCACGUCCAGUCCUGCCAAGGUUUUGUCCGAGGAUACUGGAGAUGUGGAUGACGAUUACGCGAAAAGCGGCGAGUCCGAAGACUGGGAAGAUCCUCUUAGGAAAUCUGAAGACUGGGAUGCGCAGGUUUCUCACAGCGACAAUGACAGGUCCCGUCAUGGGACUCCUUCGAAUGACCGAUUCGAUUCGGUGUUGAACGCCGUGCAAGCUCGGGCUAAGGCCCGCAGGCGACAGAGGAGGAAAUCUGCAGCAGCAGCCAAAGAGGCUGGGGCCAAGGAGCGAGUGCCGAGGAAAAUGGUUAGGUUCCAGGUUCCGGCCGAGAGCGAGGAAGGGUGCACGGACGACGACCUGCGGUCGUGCAUGGAAUCUGAGAGCGAGCCAGUGCUGGCGCAAGCCGAGGCUGAUGCCCAGGCUCAGGAAGAGAUGCAAAGGGCAGCGUUCUACGCGAAAGGGAAGGGAUCAGGACAGCAGGUCGACAAAUUUGUGGAUCUGCGCGAAAGGAGCGCACAUGUCGGAGCUGCCGGUCUCGCGAGCUUACGGCUGCAAGAAGAAGAUGACGACGGGGACGAGUUUCGCGGAUUCUCCUUUGCACCCGGAGGGAUGGAUGGAGCAUCCGGUGCUGCUACUCCGCUGGUAGGGCCCUGUGGACGACCAGCUACAGCUGCGCGAACCAGUUCGGCCGGAGGAUCUGGAAGCGGAGGAGAGUCCUCUGCUGAUUAUUACGUUCCCUGUAGCAGUCUUAGCUCGUCCUCGAAUCAACGCGAUGAGGGCACGGCAUUGUCCUCGAACGACAAUGACGAUGAAGCGAUGAGUCCUGAAACCACCCUGAAGGACGAGGACUGCUGCGGAGGUGCCUGCUGUGAUGAGAGGCAACAACAUUGUCUGCCCGCCGGUGAAACACGGGAUGUGCGCCAGCAGUCGGAUGAUUUCAAUUUCCAAGGUGGCAGCUUAGAGUACGGUGGAGAGCCGCAAGAGUUUAACUUUCAUGGUCAGAGUGGUAGCGAUGCCCCGUCUUCACUACCUUUAGAGAAGCAUGAAGUGUCCAGUGACUUGCCGAUGCCUAUCCCUGUAGGAUGUGUUGUGGUGGAGAGCCGACUACCGGAUGGAAGCAGAGACACUCCACAGAUUUUGGAAUUGAGUGAUGUGGAGUUGCCCGAGAUGUCUGGAAAUCACAGCGGCUUUUUCACGACCCGUAUUCUUCACAGCGGGGAUUCUUCACCUGCAUCUGAGCACACCGCCUCCGAUCAGGAAGGGAGCUUCACUUUUCCCUGCCUGCUUGUACCCACUUCGUCUUUUUCUGAGUGUUCACCUUUUAGAGAACCUCGGGGCCUCUGGAAAGAUCCACCUAUAACAGAUCUAAGAUCAAGUUCUAGGAACCACUCCUACAGAAGUCAUCCUCCACCAUCAUCUGCUCCAACUGCUUCUUCAAGUCACGUCCAAGUGCACUUGGAUAUUUCUUCCCCGAGAAGCAGCUGCUCUGACGACCUCGCGCUUCCCAGAUGUAGCUUCUCGUUUGAUGUUGAACCUACCGUCACCAAAAGAGCCCAUGAGAUUGUUCUUCCGAGUCUCCCUCCUAGAUCACUCCCAAGCUCACCAGGUAAAUUCCCUUCCAUGCCAUCUCGAUCCUCCCCCUUAUCUCCAAUGCAACAAUCAACCGCUCCAUACCCUCCGAGAUCAAGACGAGGCAUGAAUAAAAAGCUUAAAUUCUAUUCUCUGGAGAGAGCAAGCUUCGCUGCAGGUGCCAAAAGAUCGAAGUCUCCUCCCACAUUUGUCAGAAGACAAAGGAGGGAAGAUAACGACGGUGAUUCCAGUUCAGACCUCUUCGAAAUUGAGACUAUGUCUGGAACCAACGCGAUGGGCUCUUCGCGAACUCCUCCUUCGACGCCCACGAAAAUCUUGAAAGUCUCCCCUGCCGCUGCGUUCGAUUUUAACCGACUGAGCAACUCCAUUGCUCAGGUUAGCAGAAGCAGGUCCAAGCGUGCUUCAUCGAAAGAUAAACCUCUGCCCCUCGCGCCGUCUAGGGAGAAAGGCAGAUGUUUGGAGAAGAACAGAAUCAGCGAUUUCCAUCAAGAGUCUAGCAGCUCUUUGAAAGGAAGAGCCUUUUUGAAGUUGGGACUUCUUCGCCGAAGCAAAUUCAGCAGUGGGAGGAGUCAAAAAGCAGACACCGACUAUUUUAGAUCCAAUGAGACCUCUGGUUCAGAGUAUUUGGAGAACAAGCCUCCCUGUCAAGACCCUGGUAAUGAAAUGCCGCCAAUGCGAUCCUACAUGGAUGACGAGAAGAUGAACCCCACUGCCAAUUUGGCGUGUGAGUGGUACUGCAGCUCUGCCCAAAGGAGGAUUUUGGGUCCUGAUAAGAGACAACUUCACACAUAUCACAGGAGAAGCUGCAGUGAAGAUAGGACGUUUGCCGUGAAAAACUAGCUUCUAAAUUAGAGGUGCCGUGGUGUUGGAGAAUAUAGUUUCGGAGCGAGCGUUCUUCUUCGAUGCUUGCUCCUGGACUUUCUGUAAAUUUGUGCAGCAUUCAUUGUAUUAUGACGAAUUUUACUAAGAGCAAGCAAACCUCAUAUGCCGGCAAAAGCUUGGAUUUGCCAGUCUUAGGGCAUAAGAGAACAUAUGUUUUCUUAUUACUACAUACUCUGUGCAUCCUUAGGUUGUCUUACCUUUCUCAUAUAGUGAACUUGAAGAAGAUAUUCUUGAUCGUUAACAGCAACGUUUUGGGUGUGAAUCUUGCAUCACACAUGUGAUGACCUCAUCUUUAUUUGCUGAAUCGAGUCAAGCUUUGAAUAUAUCGUAAAUCGGUUUACUUUGUGCAUGGGAAUGGAGAGUUGUCUACACAGUUGGAGUUAUCUUGCCGUUCUUCUGGUUUUGGCCUCUAUGCUGCUGUGAUGACCUGGGAUACGGGUUGUCUUGCGCAGGUUAUGGAGCAGUUAUUUGGCCUAGUUAACAAUCUCCUGCAAGAGCAUCCAGAUACCCAGAAAAGGAAUCUUGGGAUUCGAACUUAUAAGGUCAUCCCCUUUACCCCAAGUGCAGGUGUGUUAGAGUGGGUGAACGGAACAAUACCUCUUGGAGAAUACCUGCUUGGCAGUACUCGAGCUGGCGGUGCCCAUGGUCGAUAUGGAGGUGAUGAUUGGACGUUCAUGAUGUGCCGUGAACAUAUGUCCACUGCAAAGGAUAAAUUGACUGCCUUUCAAUCCGUCUGUGAAAACUUUAGGCCUGUUAUGCAUCAUUUCUUCUUGGAGAAAUUCGCUCAAGCUGCUAACUGGUUUGAGAAGCGGUUAGCAUAUACGCGGAGCGUCGCUACAAGCUCCAUGGUUGGAUAUAUAGUCGGACUUGGGGAUCGGCAUUCGGUAAAUAUCUUGAUGGAUCAAGCAACUGCGGAAGUCGUGCACAUUGAUUUGGGUGUCGCUUUCGAACAGGGCCUAAUGUUGAAGACGCCUGAACGGGUGCCUUUCCGCCUGACCAGGGAUAUAGUGGAUGGCAUGGGAGUCACGGGAGUUGAAGGUGUAUUCCGACGAGUAUGUGAGGCAACCUUGUCAGUGCUCCGUGAAAACAAGGAAGCUCUUUUGACCAUUAUAGAGGUCUUCAUAUAUGAUCCACUCUACAACUGGGCAUUGUCACCUCUGAAGGCUUUGCAGAGACAGCAGGAACUAGAUGAUUUGGAUGAUAGUUUGCCUGAAUCUGACAAUAUGACCGAGACAGAGGGUAACAAAGAUGCUGCUCGUGCCUUGUUUCGUGUAAAACAAAAGUUGGAUGGGUAUGAAGAAGGAGAAAUGAGAAGUCUUCAAGGACAAGUCCAGCAAUUGAUACAGGAUGCCCAGGACCCAGAACGGCUUUCACAGUUGUUUCCAGGAUGGGGAGCUUGGGUUUAGUUUUGGAAUAGUUACUGUCACACGUUUAUAGUAAUGGAUUACGCUAUGGGUACAUCUUGAGGUGUAUCCCCGCUGUAUCGCAGUGCCCUUCAGGACGUUUCCUUGUCUAAAGUGUAUGAAACAUGUGCGUCUUUGCACUGGCAAUGUAGCCUUUCAUCGAGAGAUCCUUAACGGCUGGUACCCUCAAUCUCUCGAUGGAAGAUAGUUUGUAGUUCUUUGAGGGUAGGCGGGAAAUAGAGUUGGUAGAGUAAAGUAGAGGAAGAGCACACAGACGUAUAAACAAAGCUUUUGAAGCUCAAAUGUGUUUCAGGAGCAUAUAAAAAAUAAAUGGUUCUUUUGU
This is a messenger RNA of Marchantia polymorpha subsp. ruderalis, 4928 nucleotides long. The record is from the annotation of a GenBank genome assembly. Lineage: Eukaryota; Viridiplantae; Streptophyta; Marchantiopsida; Marchantiales; Marchantiaceae.